Messenger RNA from Eruca vesicaria subsp. sativa (arugula), 272 nucleotides. The record is from the annotation of a GenBank genome assembly. NCBI's taxonomy places the organism in Eukaryota, Viridiplantae, Streptophyta, Magnoliopsida, Brassicales, Brassicaceae.
GAGUUGCUGAUUUUGGAAACUUAACGGUAGCAAAUGCUCUUGCCGAUAACGGACGUAUUCAAAACCAUUGCAGCCAUCUUUCGUGUCUCAAAUGUUCCAUCGAGGAUGGAUGCAACGUAGCAGGGUAUUUUGCAUGGUCAUUGAUGGACAAUUACGAGUUUGGAAAUGGUUACACUCUCCGAUUUGGUAUGAAUUGGGUUAAUUUCACCAAUCCUGCUGACCGAAGAGAAAAAGAUUCAGGCAAAUGGUAUUCUCGGUUCGUUGCAAAAUAA